GACGUUGUACAAAACAAACCACCUAGCGACGUAGACGGCAUUUUAGCCACCACACGAAUUUAGUUAUCAUUUCGUCGUCUUCCCGUUUGGGGGUGUUGCAUGUCUAACAGUUUGUCACUGCGCGCUUUUUGAAACUUUUGCCGGUCGCGUGCUCGUGUGCAGACAUCAAACAAGAAAGAAAUGAAAAUUGUGAACCAAAACAGUGCGAAUAAAUGGUGAAAAUAUAGUGCCAAAGUAUGUUUGUAUGUGUCUGUGGUUUAUGUGAAUUCAAAUUGUUAAUAAAUGUGCGCAAUUGUAAGCGUCACGAACAAAAUGCAUUUCUACACUGUGAAAAUUAGUGUACAUGAAACACUAAAGAGACAUUAAAAACGAAAAUGUGUAAACCAUUUCAAUAGCACAAGAACUGUAAAAAUAUAAAUCAUAUGUUGCCCAAAAGUACCUUAGCAAGGCUUUUACGCUGUAGAUAGCAUUUUAUGCCGGUCUGUGGGUUGCUCGUAGUGGUGUAUUUUCGGUGCAAGGCUUACAUACAAUCGUAUCCCUGCAAGCGUAGUGAAGUGUAGUAGCGGCAUGUGGAGCGGUUUCGAUCGUUGCAGUUCCCGUGGCGUCGAUAUUCAAAGCACCAACAAUGCUGGGAGUAGCCAACAGGAGACUCUGGCCGAAAUUGAACACAUAUCAACGAUAGCCGGCUCGCUGGUAUCAAUUGCUUCCAUAUCACAUACACACACACAAGUACGUUAUCAAUGUACAAACGAUGCCGGUUAUGAGACUGAACACACCUCACUCAAUUCGGACUUUGAUGAAGCGGAACUGCGUCGGGAGUUGCUGCGUGAUAAAUGGAAAUUGUUGUUCGAUAUGUUCGAUCCCGAGGGUUUUGGUGAGAUACCAGUUGAUGACUUUGUGAAGGCAUUAAAAUCUCCCGAAUUUUUAUCACAAGUGCCUAUGAAUAAACGUGAAUUGCUACAUGAACGUGCGAAAAAGGCACAACCGCCGAUCGGACCCGGAUAUGUUACCUUCCAGGAUUUCGUCAAUGUGAUGAGUGGCAAGCGUUCUCGCAGCUUUAAAUGUGCAGUUCAUCAUCGCGAUCGAGAAGUUUGUUCCGAAAAUGAUUUCCAUCUUGUUAUAGAGGAUCCGCCGUUCUUCAAGAAAAUGGUACAUGUCGUCGCCAUGGAAAUAUUGCCCGAAGAGCGUGAUCGGAAAUACUACGCCGAUCGCUACUCCUGCUGUCCCCCGCCUUUAUUCAUUGUAUUGAUGACAAUCAUAGAGCUCUGUUUUUUCGCCUAUCACACACUCGUGUUUGGAGAAGCUGAACCUGCCGGUCCAGUUCCGAUCGACUCGUACUUCAUUUACCGUCCGGAUAAGCGUCGUCAAGUGUGGCGCUUUGUAUUCUAUAUGGUAGUACACGCUGGUUGGUUUCAUCUCGGCUUCAAUUUAUGUGUGCAACUGCUUUUCGGUUUGCCAUUAGAGAUGGUACAUGGCUCUGGACGAAUUGCUUGCAUAUACUUUUCUGGUGUGCUCGCUGGAUCACUAGGCACUAGUAUUUUUGAUCCCGAAGUGUGCUUGGUGGGCGCCAGUGGUGGUGUUUACGCACUGUUAGCUGCUCAUUUGGCCAAUGUCAUGCUGAAUUUUCAUCAGAUGCGCUACGGCAUUCUACGACUAAUUAAUAUCCUUGUAUUCGCAUCCUGUGACUUUGGCUUUGCAAUUUACGCCCGAUAUGCCGAAGAAUAUCCACAUAGUCCCUCUGUGUCGUAUGUUGCGCAUUUGACUGGUGCCUUAGCAGGUCUUACGAUCGGCCUGAUUGUACUCAAAAAUUUCGAGCAAAAGCUGCACGAACAGCUUCUGUGGUGGAUCGCCCUUGGAAUUUACACUGCCUACAUCAUAUUUGCAAUAGUCUUUAAUGUGUUGAAUAGCACAGCGGCGUUAAGUCUAGAUGUGGAACCCAUUCAUGCAACUGAAACGUUUUUCAAUGAUUUCCAUGUGUAAUAUAGUUUGUGUUUAUUAUUGCGCUCUGGACACUCUUUUCUAUGGGAGAGAAGUACAUGAGUGAACUGAUUUUCGAAAUAUGUUCACAACAUAAGUUUGUAUGUAUAAAUGUAAUGCUUUGAGCUUUAUGUUAAACGCUUGCAAUGAGCUUGAGUUUUUUUUGUUAUUUUUGCUUUUUUCUUGUUAAGUGAAUGAAUGAAUUUGAAAUUAGUGCUUUUUUUUGAUAAAAAGUUCAACAUUAUGUUUUUGUUUAUUAUAUUGUAAUUUUAUGUUUCUGUUUAUUUUUAUUAAGUUUCGGUUUCAUUUGUUAUUUAAUUGCUAAUAUUAAACGUCAGCGAACAGUAUAAAACAAUUAAGAGGUUUGAGUUGCCUUCAAAAUGUCAAAUACGGCUUAAUUUAGUGUAUUAAUGAGGGAUCUCAUUAGAUCGUGCAAUAAUUUAAGUGUACAUUUAUAGAUUUUUGUCUAAGGGAAAACGCAAUCGAGUCAUUCUCUCUGAAUAAGAAAUUGUAAUAAUGAAAUUUGAAAAGUUUCUAAAUUGCCAGUACAAAAUAGUUACUUCUAUAGAAUAUUAAUGAAAUGUAUGUACGUAAAGCGAUUCAUAUGAUCAUAUGUGCAUAUGUUUUUCUGAACAUAAGAAUAAUAUUUAUUUGCUAAUAUUAAAAAUAUUUUUAAGUCGGAUGAGGUGUAAGCAAUUGGCAUUAUAUAUUAUAUAAGUACAUACAUAAGUAUGUUUUGGAAAAUUGUUGUCAAUUCUGAAAUCUUAUCUUUUUUUCUUAUUUUUUUUCUAUUUUCUUAUUUUAUUUCUUUUUUUUCUUAAUAACCGAAUGUCGGAAAUAAAUUAGUGCACAAUUUGUAUAACUGAUUCUAAAUUUGUAUUUAAUUACCGCUUCAUGUUUGAAAGGAAACAUGAUAUACAUACAUAUAUUGUAUCAUAAGCUGAAAUGUAUCAUUUCAAUGGAAUACAAUAUUGACUAUUACUGCUGCAGACUGUUUCGGUUUUAUUCCCUUGUAGUAAUAGGUAUAAUAGGCUUAGGCGAAGUUAUAAAUAAGUCUAAUUCAUCCAAAUUUUGUAUUUUAUAUCGAACGAUGAAAUACUCCAAUUGCUACUCAAGGCUGCCUUUGCUUUAAUUUUCAUUGAACUACAUUUUUUACAGCUAUCAAAGCACAUUGGUACUUAGAGAUAUGUAAAAAGUACAUUUAAGAUGUACAUAUGUAUGUAAAUAGUAAAUACAUAUAUGAUACUUAUAUGUAUAUAAAAUGUCCCAAUAUGGACAGACACAACACUGCCACUUAAAGAGCUCUAUGUCUCGCAAAUAUAUCAAAUAAAUACAAUUAUUUACUUAAGGAAA
Molecule: messenger RNA, 3330 nt
Organism: Bactrocera neohumeralis
Lineage: Eukaryota; Metazoa; Arthropoda; Insecta; Diptera; Tephritidae
Gene: stet
Product: protein rhomboid
Exons: 9
Coding region: 568-1980 (470 amino acids)
Cellular component (GO): membrane
Molecular function (GO): serine-type endopeptidase activity
Source: RefSeq, a predicted model, not a curated record